Molecule: messenger RNA, 1434 nt
Organism: Colletotrichum higginsianum IMI 349063
Lineage: Eukaryota; Fungi; Ascomycota; Sordariomycetes; Glomerellales; Glomerellaceae
Exons: 5
Coding region: 1-1434 (477 amino acids)
Source: RefSeq, a predicted model, not a curated record
AUGGACCCUGACUAUGCGAAAUCGCCGCAGGAAGGAAGCCAGAUCGAAAGACACCUCAAAUACCAAGAUAAGACACUGGCGGAGACGAAAGCGCGUGCCAACCUCUUCCUCGAUGGAGAUGGCGAUCCGAUGGCGUUUUAUCACAGCAGUCCCGCUGCUAUCGGUGGUAUACUUACAGAGGUUACGACCCUCCACGGAAUGCCGCUUCCUGAAGGGCCCAGGACAGCAGAGCUUCUGCGUUUUUAUAUUGAGGUCGUCGCACCCAACAUGGUGUCAAUUGACGGCCAGAGCCAGCCGCCUGUGUUCCUUGCCGAGGUACUGCCAUGGAUGCUGCAGUCCCCAUUGUUUCCCAACAUUGGCAUCCUGAUGUCGUCGACGACUCAGGCGCUCGAGCGAGGAUCGGAGAUCUCUAAAAACCCAGAGUCGCUCGCUCUUAAGGCCCGGGUGCUGUCCAUCAUUGCAGAAUACAUGCAGCGGCCAUUCGACGCCAUUGCCAUAGAGAUGGUCCGCUCCAUCGUAAACCUCGUCGUUAUGGAGGCAAGUGAACAGUGGUUUUGGGGCGCCGACGAAAGCAUGUUUGCCCACAUGAGAGGCAUAAAACACAUGAUCAAACUCAAAAAAGGCAUGCGUGGUCUGGGAGAUAUUGUGGGCGAGUCCAUCAUGAUUCUCACCGACUACGAGAUUGCGUGUGCGUUCGAGACGGACCUCUACUGGUUGGAGAAUGACCCGGCCCGGGACGAGGAACUCCCUGUGCCAACGACGUGGCCGGACUGCUACGACAGCCCGUUGAUGGCGUCCUCGUCUCGGUUCGAGAGCAUUGCAGGGAAGCUUGGGCUAUGCGCAACGGCGGCCAAAAUCCUGGACGACGUGCGCUUUCUCACAGUUUCCAUCACGUCACAAUCGGCCUCGUCGGGAUGGACGUGCAAGAUUCGUAGCACAGCAACGUGGCUGUAUAACAGACUGAGAGACAGAGACACAGUCGGGCCUGCCAUCAUCACAUCAGAAGAGGAAUGGAUCCUCGAGACUGUCCGGAUCGCCGCUCUGAUCUACAGCUGGUCCAUCAAGUCGAUGCGCCAGAUAUCUCGAUUCGACGACAACGAGACGCUCGAGGCCGCGUACCAAGCGCUGACGAGCGUAAGUAUGACAACAUGGAAGCGGAUACCGGGGGUGUUUCUCUGGAUCAUGUUGGUGGCGGCCCCGAAUGCGGCGCCGGACGCUAAGGGGAGGUUUGUGAGGAGGAAGAUGGCCGUCACGGGGCUGUCGAUCGGAUUCGAGGACUUUGGGCUCGGGAUAUCGUACCUAAAGGCCUUCUGGAGUUUCCAGCAGUGGAUCGCCAAGGAGGGCAAUACGGGGGUGCAGAGGCUGGAUGACAAGUGGUCUUCGACUCUUGGCCGGGAGGCUCGGUCGAGUCACAAGAGUCACGAGAGCGUCUGA